UCCAGUAGUUAUUCGCCCUCCACGGGGGAGUGCUUGGACGAAGAGUGGGUUGUGUUGGGACGAAGUUUUUACUUGAAUUGUACUGAAUAGUUCCUCAAUGUCCACGGCUAUUUAGUUCGAACAGGCGUUCGUUUUUCUUUCAGGCUGAGCGCACCAUUAUACAUGACUUAAAAAUAGAUAUCCAAUGUCUAGGUUUCGGAGUGAACGCAUUGCUCGAUUCUUGCAAACAUCGGGCCCAUUUAAGAAGUUUGGUGAAUUCGCUUUACUUCCGAUAUUUUUCGUCAGUGGAGCUGCCUUAGAAUAUGUCAUGAUUAACUGGCAUGUUGGUGAAGUCAACUUCUACAGGACCUUCAAACGAAGACAGGCGCAAGAACGAGCUAAACAGAUUGUCGAUGAUUAUUUAAAGCAGCGUAAUAAUAGUCAGUAAAUAAUUUUUUUACAUACAUUUAAGUCAUCAUGCCUUAUGGAAGGUCGUGGCCAAAGUUCUUGGGUUUUGUAAUUUCAGCAACAGCUGCUGCCCUAGCUGGGUCGCAAAUAGUUCAUAAUUAUUAUAAACCUUUAGCUGAUAUGGAUGAAU
Molecule: messenger RNA, 577 nt
Organism: Thrips palmi
Lineage: Eukaryota; Metazoa; Arthropoda; Insecta; Thysanoptera; Thripidae
Gene: sloth1
Product: small integral membrane protein 4
Exons: 3
Coding region: 185-427 (80 amino acids)
Source: RefSeq, a predicted model, not a curated record